GGGGGGGGGUUGCCGGCUUUUCGUGUCUAUCGUCGUGGGCGUUGUGAUACUUCUAUACAUAUAUAUACGUGACAAUCUGCCGCACUCAGGCAGUUGAAGGGGGAGGAGGUAGAGGGCCGAUUCGAAACCAAUACCUCGCCCACAGUUCCUAGACCUGCGUUAUCCUACCUCGCCGAGCCUGCCUUUAGAGUCGAUAUGCUAUUCUCUACCCUCGUCUCGACAACCCUCCUAGCCGCGACGGCUUGGGGCGCGUUAUUGACCCAGGUCCAAAAUUACAACAAUAAUGCGACAUCUAGGGCACAGAUGUACGUAUAUAGGCCCGACAACGUCGUAGAGAACGCACCUCUGGUCGUCGUGAUCCACUCAUGCCAGUCCUCGGCGCAAUCCUAUUUCCAGAAUAGCGCGAUCCCAUGGAAGCAAGGGUCCGACAAAAAGGGCUAUAUCACUAUCUGGCCGAGUUCGCCCAAUAGCGGCACAUGCUGGGACGUGUCAUCGAAGCGGUCACUGACACACCUCGGCGGCGGUGACAGCCAGGCUAUCGCUAAUAUGAUACUGUAUGCUCUGUCCGAGUAUAAUGCCGACUCGGAGCGCGUCUACGUUACCGGCGGCAGCUCCGGCGCCAUGAUGUCCAACGUGCUCGCCGCCACGUACCCCGAGCUUAUCAAAGCCGUGUCGCUGUAUAGUGGUGUAGCUGCCGGCUGCUUCGUCAGCUCCUCCGGCGGCGUCGCCCAGUGGAACAACUCUUGUAGCGGCGGCCAGUCGCGCGCCACUCCCCAGAAGUGGAAGCAGGUCGUCCUCGACAUGUACCCGGGCUACGACGGCCCGCGCCCUAAGAUGCAGAUAUGGCACGGCAGCGUGGACGGCACGCUCGCACCCCAGAAUUACCAAGAGGAAAUCAAGCAGUGGACAGCCGUCUUUAAUAUGACCCAGGAACCCACGAGUUCCGUCCAGAAUUUCCCCAAGCAAGGAUAUACCACCAGUAACUAUGGAGAUUCGGUCCAAGGCAUCUAUGCUCAGGGCGUGGGCCACAGCGUACCGGCGAACCUGGCGGCAAGCGAGGAAUGGUUUGGUCUGUAACACAAUGAUGGCCUAUUGCCGGCUCAAUGUGCGAUCGGGUUAACGACUAGGUAGUAACCCGCGGUGAUAUCGGAACCGCCAACGUCAGAAUGUAUGUAGACCAGGAUAAACGUUUUGUGUCAU
Durotheca rogersii is the source of this 1200-nucleotide messenger RNA. RefSeq names its product carbohydrate esterase family 1 protein. The transcript is spliced from 2 exons. The record is from RefSeq and is a predicted model, not a curated record. Lineage: Eukaryota; Fungi; Ascomycota; Sordariomycetes; Xylariales; Xylariaceae. Gene Ontology annotation, molecular function: hydrolase activity. Gene Ontology annotation, cellular component: extracellular region. Bases 196 to 1077 code for a protein of 293 amino acids.